GUGGCUGGGCUUUGUCCUGGCUGCUUCGUUGUGCCAUUGGAUACUUGCUGUGAGACCUGCUGGUGGAAGAGAAGAUGAGCUUUUCUAUCAGGCCAUUCACUCGGAGGUAAACAGAUUUGCUGCUCGGGAUUCACUGGCCUUCAGAGCAAGCAAAUGUGAAGAAGAUGCCAAGGCGCCAGAUAAUCCGAAAGAGGCCUGCCCAGAGGAAUGCCCUUUUGCUGCCGAACUCGCAGAUGCCAACCUGUAUUGCCAUUUCAAGUGCGUCAAGGCCAAGGAGUGUGGCGCUGCAGGGACUAUGGCCAACCAAACGAUACCAGAAAAAGAUAAGGUCCCUGAGAAUCCUUACUGUCGCUACUGCUCAGUGGAGGCCUGUGCGGAGUGCACGGCCAGCCCACCUGGAGAAAAAGGAGGGGUUGAGACCUGCAAGAAGUGCAUGCUCGGCUACACACUGGAAGAGGAGGGCAAGGAGUGCAAAUCUCACAGCGACAACGUUUUUCUUGGCCUGAUUGUACUGGCUGGUAUUGCGGGGCUGGCCGGAUUGUAUUGGUAUGUCACCUUGGCAUCCAAGCCGGCAGUCAACCCAGAGGGAUUGCAGUAUGGUCAGUACAGCCAGUGGCGUAUGAUGGUGACACAAGACCACCAUGGAGACGAGGGGCAGCCUUACCCGUUUGCUACAAAUCUGUGCAACGUUCAUGUGGCUGGCCCUGGUGGCACGGCACUCUUUCGCUUCCAAGCGGCUGCGAUCACCUGGGGCAUACUGGUGAUAGCUGUUUGGCUUGGCUUUGUUGCCUUUGUCAGCCGCGAUUUGCUCAUCCUGGGAAAUCGCCCAGCUGUCACCCCACGACAGCUUUGUGAGGUGGUUGCAUGGGGCCGACACCGGCAGAUGCAGCUUAUUUGGACCAAAGUGGCUUGGAUUGCUUUCGCGUACCUACUUGGCACGUUUGGUGCAAUUUGGUAUGGGAUCAUGAUGGCCAAGUUCUUCCGCGCCUUUGACAGUGAGCGUGCCACCUUGUCGGACUACGUGGCCGUUUUGGAGAAUGUCCCGAAGCUACAGGGUAAGGACAAGGUUGAGGACAUACUCAAAGAGGCGGUCCAGGAAGCAGUUGGCGGCCGUGACAGUGACAUUGCCAAAGAGAUUGUGGCCGUGUCAGUCGGGUGGGACUUUCGAGAGCAUCGUGCGCAGGUGCGUCACUUCAUCGAUGAAGAGGUGAAGGCAUUCCACGAAAAGAAUGAUGAGCCACAGGAGAUCCCCGCCGGCACCGGGGAGGAGUUUGAUAGCUUCUGUGGAAGCAUCAACAAGCAUGUCCUGAACAAGUGGCACAUCCACUUGGAUGCUCAGGGUGAGGAGUUCACAGAAGAAGACCUCAAGAAGAACCUGGAGAACAUGGAGACUGCCCCAACCUCUUACGUGAUCUUCAUGACGGAAAGUGCCAGGGACAAAGCAGUCGAGUUGACGAAGGCUGCCGGGGUAAAAGUCAAUGAUACAACAUGCAGUUUGCGACCAGAGACCUAUGAACCGGAGGCGCUGUUCUGGCACAAUUUGCAAGUGACUCCCGAGCAGCGACGCUGGAAGUUCAUGGGCUCCAGUGUAAAUAUUUUCCUCACCUGCUUGGCAUGGACUGUUCUCCUUUACAUCCCAUAUGCCCACUACAUGUCGGCCUUUUCCUACGCGAAUGGGGACGAGCCAAGUGAACUGGCCGAGGGUGCCUUUGUUUCCCUGGUGGUCGGUGCACAAGUUGGUCUCUUUGUGGCCAGUAGUAUCGGAGCGGACUUCUGUCAAUGCCACUACGAGGACCAGAAGCACAGGAUUUACAUUAUUUUCUACAAUGCUGCCCUGAUCUUGAACCUGGUGCUUGACAUUUUGCUGCAAGGUUACUUAAGCUACUUGCAAAUGGUGGGUGUUGGCGCGCGUGUAGCUGAUGGUCGGCUUUUGGGAAGCCUCACGAGCUUACAGGAAAUUUUCGAGUCCUAUCCCAUGCAAAAGUCCGUUGGAAAACUAUUAUUCAAAUACUGUUGGCCAUGUACCUUUCUUGUACCAUUUGUCGCAGAGCCUUUCUUGGCACAGCUAGGUCCUUAUCACGUGGGCUCUCUGCUUUUGCGGAGUAAUGAGAGAAUUCGCGGGGAGAAUGCCGAACGUGCUCUGGAGCUGUCUGAAAUGGAGCAAGGCCGUUACGCCGACGUGAUUUUCAACCUGAUCCUGGUGGCAUGCAUUCCCUUCAUAGCUCCUGCUUACAUGCUGUGGACCUAUGGAGCUUUUCUGGUCUCCCACCUGUAUAUCUACUGGUACGAUCAUUGGAAAACCUUGCGCUGGGCCCGGAAGUUCUACUUCUCGAGUGACGAAGUGCAUUGGUUUGGACAACAGCUCCUGAGUCUUCCAUUGGGAAUCCUAGCUGCUGCCUUGGUAUUCAAAGCCAACCAGAUGAGUGGCGGCCCAAAUGCAAAGUUAGGAUCUGGGGUGCUUCAAGGAUCGACCCUAGGUGCUGCUAUGGCCGGUGCCUUUGUGCUCCACGUCUUGAUCCAUUUGACCCUGUUGGACAUGGUUGUCAAGCCGUUCAGAAUAGAUCCCAACAAGGCUGAAAACACAACGCCAUUCUCAGCAGUUGCAGAAGAGGAAGCUGCCACUCAUUUGUCUACGAAUCCGAUCCAAUGCUUGCGAUCCAAGUUCAUUCUGCAGGAUUCACCUCCAUUGAGUCCUUUUGUGCUGGGAAAGGAGAGGAUCAUGAAGGCAAAUCCCAAACUUGGUGCCUAUUUCGACGGAGAACAAGAUGCGAAACAAAAGGAAAAGCACCGUGAGGUGCGCAAAUCGCAGCAAAGCGUUUCGGAACCUCAGGAGGAGAAAGCUUGA
Messenger RNA from Durusdinium trenchii, 2845 nucleotides. The record is from the annotation of a GenBank genome assembly. NCBI's taxonomy places the organism in Eukaryota, Dinophyceae, Suessiales, Symbiodiniaceae.